Sphaerulina musiva SO2202 is the source of this 1207-nucleotide messenger RNA. RefSeq lists its product as uncharacterized. The record is from RefSeq and is a predicted model, not a curated record. The coding region runs from base 317 to 1126 and encodes 269 amino acids. NCBI's taxonomy places the organism in Eukaryota, Fungi, Ascomycota, Dothideomycetes, Mycosphaerellales, Mycosphaerellaceae. The transcript is spliced from 6 exons.
AUAGAAGAAGUAAGGGACCUGACAAUUCCAUUUCCGUCUUCUUGUUUCCUACUCUGGCGUGCGUGCGAGGACGAUCCAUGGAACGGAUGGGGAGAACGUGGAGGUGAGGAGCGCACCGUUCUUGCCUCUUCAAUUUGCUGCAGAUAUUGGAUGCGAGGACGGGGAAACAGCGAAGUGGAACCUCCCGCCUUCACUUGGGUACCUUAGGCACAAGUCACUUCUUGCUGCUUUCCAAGAUAUUAAAACCUUCGAAGGAACACCACGUCCAUCUGCCUCCGAACUUUGCACUCUUUUCAGGCAGUCCACUGCAGACACGAUGGCGUACAACCCCUAUCCCUCCGGCAGCGCCAACGCCAUAGCCUCACCCGCACACAUCAAAUGCAAGGAUUGCAACAUCAAGAAGCCCAAGUCUGCCUUCUCCAAGAAGCAGCUCGCAGAUCUUGCCACGCACAUGCAGCGCAAGCCAUUCUUCAAGCCUGAGAUCCAGGGCCACGUCAUCUGUAUCGGCUGCUCUCCCAAGCAAGUCGUCGAGCUGCACUGUCUUAUCUGCGACCUUGACAAGGGACUUGACAGAUUCUCGAAAGCUCAACGCAAGACUCCAGACACCGCGAUUUGCUGGUCUUGUGCCCAGGAGAGAGACAACUACGAGCCUGGCGAGCAGGACGGUGACCGAAGCAGCGGCGGCAGCGACUUUGACGAGAGUGAUGCCAGCGACGAUACUUACAGCGUUGCAGACACUGUCAGCAAUUCAGUGCGCAGCACCCUUCCAGCCACUCUCUCCUCGCGCGGCGGCGUCUCGCUUCCCAGCACCAGCAAUGCCCCGACUAGUCGCGGUGGUGGUUGGGGUUCAAGUUCGAGCGCUGCAAGCACUACUACUACGUCCACCGCUGCAGGUGGUGCUUUCCAGAGCGUCACUAGUCGCUCGAACAUGACAGCUUCCUCUACCGUCUUUCAAGCUUCCAAGUACAAACCGAGCGCCGCCUCGACGCCAGUCAAAACUGGUGGAGCCGCGUUUGCGAAAGUCAAGGCAAAACCCCGCACCGUCCGCUACGAUGUGAACAACGAAGACCGCCAGCAUCACAGCGGCGGCGAGGACGACGACGUCAAUCUUACGGACAGCGAGUAAGCGCUAAGCAGCCGACCUCCGCCACGAGCAGGCGAUACGGUGCUUCAAAGUCCGAUCGCAAAGUCGGUCACUUGCGGGCCC